UCUCUCCCUCUAAUCUCUACAAACAUUCAUCAACGUUUCUCAACAUUCAACACCACCAACAAAAACAACUCCUACCACUGUGCCAUCAUGACAGGAAAAGAUAUCCUCAAUAUGAUGAAGGUGAAAGCAGGGUUUGGAACAUCAACACCAGAGACAGGGAAAGGAAAAGGAAAAAUAUCAAAACAUAUUACACAUGGCUUUCACUUGAUGAAGGGAAAAUCUGGACAUCCCAUGGAAGAUUAUUUAGUUUCGGAAUUCAAGCAAGAAAAGGACAGAGAAUUAGGCUUGUUUGCAAUAUUUGAUGGCCACUUAGGCCACGAUGUUGCGAGCUAUUUGCAGAACCAUCUUUUCCAUAACAUCUUGAAACAGCAUGACUUUUGGAAUGAGACAGAACACGCAGUGAAGAGGGCUUAUAUUGAAACUGAUGAGAAAAUAUUGGAACAAGCACUUGAAUUGGGGCGAGGAGGGUCAACAGCUGUAACUGCAAUACUGAUAGAUGGUCAGAAGCUUGUAGUAGGAAAUGUUGGUGACUCAAGAGCUGUUAUUUGUGAGCAUGGAAAGGCUAGGCAACUGUCUGUAGAUCAUGAACCAAGCAAGGAAAAGAAAUCUAUUGAGAGACGUGGAGGCUUUGUAUCAAACAUUCCAGGAGAUGUCCCUCGAGUAGAUGGACAGUUAGCAGUAGCAAGAGCUUUUGGUGAUAGGAGCUUGAAGAUGCAUCUUAGUUCAGAACCUGAUGUGUUUAUAGAGGAAGUACUUCAUCAUACAGAGUUUCUUAUUCUGGCCAGUGAUGGAAUAUGGAAGGUAAUGUCAAACCAAGAAGCAGUGGAUUCCAUUAGGCAAAUAAAGGAUGCUCAAGCUGCAGCAAAGCACUUGAUAGAAGAAGCAGUUUCCAAGAAAAGUAAAGAUGAUAUUUCUUGCAUAGUUGUGAGGUUCCAAUGACUGGAACAUUUAGAAUCUUAGAUUAAGCACUUCAUGUUCUUUCUUUUCUUAACUAAAUGCUUGUAGAAUCUAACAAGCACUGGUUUUUGCAUAUGUAUAAAUGAUUCUGUAACUUUUGCCUUUUUUAAUGAGAUAUUUUUUU
Messenger RNA from Vigna umbellata (rice bean), 1081 nucleotides. RefSeq names its product putative protein phosphatase 2C 58. Gene Ontology annotation, molecular function: protein serine/threonine phosphatase activity. The record is from RefSeq and is a predicted model, not a curated record. NCBI's taxonomy places the organism in Eukaryota, Viridiplantae, Streptophyta, Magnoliopsida, Fabales, Fabaceae. Gene Ontology annotation, biological process: protein dephosphorylation.